Messenger RNA from Chinchilla lanigera (long-tailed chinchilla), 2054 nucleotides. It is a transcript of the gene Pdcd7, whose product is annotated as programmed cell death 7. Lineage: Eukaryota; Metazoa; Chordata; Mammalia; Rodentia; Chinchillidae. The record is from RefSeq and is a predicted model, not a curated record.
CGCGCGUGGUAAUACGUCACUUCCUCCCGGAAGACGCUCCGGAAGAGCCGCUGGAGGUUCCUGUCACUUCUCAGAGCUUAUCCAUCCGCAAGAUGGCCCUGCCGCCCUUCUUCGCCCCGGCUCGCCCCGGCCUGCUGCCCCCGCAGCCACCGCCUCCCGCUCCUUUCGGCUGCCCGCCACCGCCGCUGCCCUCCCCAGCUUUCCCGCCGCCCCUUCCCCAGCGGCCCGGCCCUUUUCCGGGGGCCUCCGCCCCUUUCCUCCAGCCUUCGCUGGCUCUGCAACCCCGAGCCCCCGCGGAAGCCUCCCGCCGCGGCCGCGAGGCCGAGGCGGACGGCGCGGCCUGGGCGCUACUGCACGCCCAGGCCACGACGCUGCGCGCUGAAUUGGCCGAGCGGCUGCAGCCUCUGUCCCAGGCCGCCUACUUGGGCGAGGCGCGCCGGAGGCUGGAGAGGGUCCGGCGCCGCAGGCUGCGGCUGCGCGAGAGGGCCCGGGAACGCGAGGCUGAGCAGGAGGCAGAGGCCGCGCGGGCCGCGGAACGCGAGCAGGAGAUUGACCGCUGGAGGGUCAAGUGCGUGCAGGAGGUGGAGGAGAAGAAGCGGGAACAGGAGCUCAAAGCUGCUGCUGAUGGUGUCUUAUCCGAAGUGAGGAAAAAGCAAGCGGACACCAAAAGAAUGGUGGAUAUCCUUCGAGCCUUGGAGAAACUGAGGAAACUGCGGAAAGAGGCUGCAGCAAGGAAAGGGGUCUGUCCUCCAGCCUCAGCAGAUGAGACUUUUGAGCACCAUCUGCAGCGACUGAGGAAGCUCAUUAAAAAACGCUCCGAGCUGUAUGAAGCGGAAGAGAGGGCCCUCAGAGUGAUGCUGGAGGGAGAACAAGAGGAAGAGAGGAAAAGAGAAUUGGAAAAGAAACAGAGGAAAGAAAAAGAGAAAUUUUUACUUCAGAAACGUGAAAUUGAGUCCAAGUUAUUUGGGGAUCCAGACGAGUUCCCCCUCGCUCACCUCCUGCAGCCUUUCCGACAGUAUUACCUCCAGGCCGAGCACUCCCUGCCAGCGCUCAUCCAGAUAAGGCAUGACUGGGAUCAGUACCUGGUGCCAGCUGAUCAUCCCAAAGGCAGCUCUGUUCCACAAGGGUGGGUCCUUCCCCCACUCCCCAGCAACGACAUCUGGGCAUCCGCCGUGAAGCUGCAGUAGGACGGAGGCUCCAGGUCUGCGGUCCCGCCAGCGCGCGCUCCGGCUCUGAGGAGUAGUGAUGCUGCCUUCUGCUGUGGACACCACCACAACUUCUGAACACCGUGUGGCGUGGCUGUAGCCUGAAGUUACGCUUUCUUCCGUGCUGUGUCCUGGCCAGAGGUGCCUCUUGAAUCAGGAGAUCAAUGUGGUUCUUCAGGAAAGGACUGAUAAACUGAGGUUACUACCUUGGUUCACCGAAUUUGCCUCUGUUUUGAGGGGCGUGGUCCCACGUGGCUCGCCGAUUUACCCCAGCUUCCUUGUGUGUUGAUGGGCGGGUGCUCCUGAUACACCCAGAUACUCAGUGCGCAUGUGUGCCAGGUAGGUUUGCAGCCCUUCCCCAGUACUGAACGUAAGGACAAGCUUGCUUCGAAACCUUCACAGCUUCCUGCCAGGCAGCUCUCUGACUCCCAGGAAUAAAGGCCAAAAAUUUGACCUUCACCUUUGUUAAUACCAAUUUUGAUGCAGUUUGCAAGGCUGCUGGUUAGAGUGAUGACAAUGGCUGUGGUCCAGGCUGCCGGAAAAGAUGAUGGCCUAGUCCUGACGGGAACUUAGAACACCCUGUAAGCACUGGAGCCCUCGCUGCAUCAUGGCUGAGUGGGCAGUGGGCGUGUUCUCAUAGCCCCACUCCUGGGCUCCAAGUUCAUUUCCCGAUGGGAGUGGGACCUUUCCUGAUCUCACUCAGUCAUGGUAGGAGCUGGUAUAACCGGAAAAUUUUAUAAGGAACUCAAGCUUACAAAAACAUCUGUGUAGUCAGAGUAAGGGAAAAGCAAAUAAAAAUGAUAAGAUUUAUUUUUAGUAUUCACUAAUAAAUGCUAUUGUGGUUAAUCA